Molecule: messenger RNA, 1368 nt
Organism: Thalassophryne amazonica
Lineage: Eukaryota; Metazoa; Chordata; Actinopteri; Batrachoidiformes; Batrachoididae
Gene: ube2ib
Product: ubiquitin-conjugating enzyme E2Ib
Exons: 7
Coding region: 161-637 (158 amino acids)
Biological process (GO): protein sumoylation
Cellular component (GO): nucleus
Molecular function (GO): SUMO conjugating enzyme activity
Source: RefSeq, a predicted model, not a curated record
AGGCAGAUGACCAUUUGAGUGCGUUGUCUGUGUGUCUGGCUCGAACGGGUGGUUUUUCGGGAGGGAAACUUUACAAGGUUUAACAGGAUUUGAGAACGAUUAAUUCAUUUCAUUUAAUUACCAGCGCCAUCGAAGCCAUACUGAACGGAGUCCAAGAAUCAUGUCUGGCAUUGCAUUGAGCCGGCUUGCUCAGGAGCGCAAAGCGUGGCGAAAGGACCAUCCUUUUGGAUUUGUGGCUGUACCAACAAAAAAUCCAGAUGGAACUUUGAAUCUCAUGAAUUGGGAAUGUGCUAUUCCUGGCAAGAAGGGGACUCCCUGGGAAGGAGGUCUGUUCAAACUGCGCAUGUUGUUCAAGGACGAUUAUCCUUCUUCACCUCCAAAAUGUAAAUUUGAGCCACCGCUAUUCCAUCCAAAUGUGUAUCCAUCAGGCACAGUAUGCCUAUCUAUUCUAGAGGAGGACAAGGACUGGAGACCAGCCAUCACGAUAAAGCAGAUACUAUUAGGUAUCCAGGAACUCCUAAAUGAGCCAAAUAUCCAGGAUCCGGCCCAAGCAGAGGCUUACACAAUCUACUGCCAAAACAGAGUAGAAUAUGAGAAAAGAGUUCGAGCACAAGCCAAAAAAUUUUCCCCAUCGUAAAGGCGAAGACUGGUUCCACUACGGCAGAAGGAAUGGGUUAAAUACGAAUCACCUUCCCGCUCAGUCUAUUGAUGAAUGUGCUCCCCUCACAUCGGGACUUGCUUAAAGACUUCUAUUUAAACUCCACACAUUCUGUGCCAUCCACGCUCCUCUCUUUUUUUUUUUUUUUUUUUUUUUUUUAAGUUAGGGUUUUUUGUUCUUAAAUCGCUGGUUGGCGCAAAAUGCUGGGAGGGGAAGGAUGCCUCAGCACCCUUGUUUUGUCUUCUUUUUUUGUCUCGUGUGAUGCAAGGGACACAGCUCGGUACCAGUUUCAUCGACUCUACAGAAGCUGACAGUCAUCGACGUUCAAGGAAGGAAAUAAAUGUCUUUAUUUUGCUCUCUCACAGGGUCUAUUCCUUUUGUUUCCACCUUUUUAUUUUCAGUAAAUAUAAUGUAAAUUAGCUCUUUUCAUUGUCAGUAUUCAACUGCUGUAUAAUGAAUGGCACUUUUAUACUGUUGUAUCUCACUAGUGUCUCUAGAUGGCUCUGUCUAAUUCUCUGUCCCAGGUUUUCUAUUCAGCAUGCUGUAAUAUAUGAUAGAAUCUGCUGCCUUGGCUGUCUUUUUGUUAUUCAGAGUGUUUGCUAUGGAAUAAAUCAAAUGGACACAUUGACUGAGGCAGGUAGGCUUUACUUCUGUAUCAGACUUUAUGGUGCUUUGUUCAUGUAUGUGUUCGCGUAAAUAAAACUUUCUAC